Messenger RNA from Carya illinoinensis, 1862 nucleotides. RefSeq names its product calcium uptake protein, mitochondrial. Bases 100 to 1539 code for a protein of 479 amino acids. The transcript has 7 exons. The record is from RefSeq and is a predicted model, not a curated record. Gene Ontology annotation, cellular component: uniplex complex. Gene Ontology annotation, biological process: calcium import into the mitochondrion; mitochondrial calcium ion homeostasis. Lineage: Eukaryota; Viridiplantae; Streptophyta; Magnoliopsida; Fagales; Juglandaceae. Gene Ontology annotation, molecular function: calcium ion binding.
CAAAGACUUGAGGCUCCCAUCCCCACCUUCUAUAUAUACUUUUUUCUCGUACAGAUUGAUCGGUUAGUAACAAAUACCCUGAGCACGAUCGAUCCGACUAUGCGUUCCUUUGCGUCCCUGAAAAUAUCCGCACCACCGUCCAUCCAUCAACUCGCCCCGAUCCAAACGCUUGGAGUUCGUCGAUUCUCUCAAUCUGCACCUUCAUCCUCUUCGUCUCUGUCCCAGAUCCAUGCCUCAAUCCCCAAUACCAAGAGCCCUCUUCUCGGCUCCUUUCUGAAAUGGGCUUCGGGGAUCACCGUUGGCUCUGGCCUAGCACUUCUUUUCUGGUCCUCUACUCCCGCUCCUUCUCCCGAUUCCAAUUUCGCUCUUUUCAAGAAGCCAUUGUUGUCUUUCGCUGACUGGUCAACGGCCACCGCUGAAUCUACGGUUUCUGCAUUUCGCAAAUUAGCCUUACCUGUUGGCUCCUACUACCUCUUUGGAGAUGCAUUUAGGAGAAAGAUUUUCUUCAACUAUGAGAAGCGCUUAAGGUUGCGGAGUCCUCCUGAAAAGGUUUUUGAGUACUUUGCAUCUUUUCGGUCACUGGAAGGAGAAUCAUUUAUGAAACCAGCUGACCUAAUGCGGGCAAUUGUUCCUGUCUUCCCUCCAUCUGAAUCCAACCUUGUCAGAGAAGGAUAUUUGAAAGGGGAAAGGAGUCCUGGAGAGUUACGUUGUGAUACUUCAGAUUUUUUUAUGCUUUUUGAUGUGGACAAUGAUGGACUCAUAUCCUUUAAAGAGUAUAUCUUUUUUGUGACAAUACUCAGCAUCCCAGAAUCAAGCUUUUCCGUGGCAUUCAAAGUGUUUGACAUUGACAACAAUGGAGAGGUAGAUAAGGAAGAAUUCAAGAAAGUGAUGGCUAUGAUGCGAUCUCAUAAUAGACAAGGGGCUCAACACAGGGAUGGGCAUCGAACUGGGUUAAAAUUCACUGGUUCAGUAGAAAACGGAGGCCUGGUGGAGUAUUUCUUUGGUAAACAUGGAAAUGAACGACUCCAACAUGAUAAGUUUUUCCAAUUUCUGCGAGAUUUGCAUGAUGAAAUUCUGAAAUUGGAGUUUGCUCAUUAUGACUACAAAUUACGGGGAACUAUAUCAGCUAAGGACUUUGCACUGUCCAUGGUUGCUUCUGCCGACUUGAGUCAUAUAGGCAGGUUGCUUGAUCGGGUUGAUGAAUUGAGCAAUGUUCCCCAACUUAGGGAUACACGCAUUACUUUUGAGGAGUUCAAAAACUUUGCAGAGCUACGCCAAAAAUUGAAGCCAUUUUCUUUGGCCCUUUUCACUUUUGGAGAAGUUAAUGGCCUGUUAAGAAGAAAUGACUUUCAACGAGCUGCCUCACAUGUGUGCGACGUACGCCUCUCUGAUAAUGUGGUUGAAAUCAUUUUCCAAGUGUUUGACACAAACGGUGAUGGAAGUUUAAGCUACGAUGAGUUUGUCAGAGUUUUAUACAAUAGGGAAAGGGAUAUUGCUCAACGGGUGGCGGAAAGAGUUCCGGGCCUUCUGCUAGCUUGAAGGAUCACGUGUUGUAAAUAGAUAAUUCAUAUUGUUAGUGUUGACAGUCGUCAACUCAAUAUCUACCUGGGUGAGCCUUGAAGGAUGCUUUCUGAUAGCUGAGGUUGUUGCAAAUCAAACAGGUAGGUGACUAAAUUCUUAGGAUUUGUUGGGAUCAGAGUAUGGACUCUUAACAAUGGAAGUAUGCUACAUUUUGUAUCACAAAGUACAUAGUCUCUUUUUUGUUAAAAAUGAUAAUCACUCCUUGUAUUGCAACGGAAGGGCGAGACCGAACACCGAACUUCUUCAAUAAGAAUUGUUCAAAUGUAGGAUGAGGUUAUGCA